Molecule: messenger RNA, 699 nt
Organism: Cynocephalus volans (Philippine flying lemur)
Lineage: Eukaryota; Metazoa; Chordata; Mammalia; Dermoptera; Cynocephalidae
Gene: DYNLRB1
Product: dynein light chain roadblock-type 1
Exons: 4
Coding region: 69-359 (96 amino acids)
Biological process (GO): microtubule-based movement
Cellular component (GO): cytoplasm; cytoplasmic dynein complex; centrosome
Molecular function (GO): dynein intermediate chain binding
Source: RefSeq, a predicted model, not a curated record
GCGCAGGCGCAGAAAACCACGGGACUAGGCCGAGUGUCGGCUACGCGGAGCUGCGGGAUCGGUCCGAGAUGGCAGAGGUGGAGGAGACACUGAAGCGACUUCAAAGCCAAAAAGGAGUGCAGGGAAUCAUCGUGGUAAACACAGAAGGCAUUCCCAUCAAGAGCACCAUGGACAAUCCCACCACCACACAGUAUGCCAACCUCAUGCACAAUUUCAUCUUGAAGGCACGGAGUACCGUGCGUGAAAUUGACCCCCAGAAUGACCUCACCUUCCUUCGAAUUCGCUCCAAGAAAAAUGAAAUUAUGGUUGCACCAGAUAAAGACUAUUUCCUGAUUGUGAUUCAGAAUCCAACCGAAUAAGCUACUCUCUUGGCCCCCCGUGUUAUAUCUUAAUUUAAUGCCCCCCAAGAAUAAGUGUUAAUCCAUAUCAACCAACUGGCACAUGGAAAUCACCUUAGAGCCCACUUAGACCACUCCGGUGACCAUGGGUGGGCUGGCAGCUCCACUCACCCCACCAAAGUAAUCCCUCUUCUGUGCAAGUUGCUCCCAGAGUCACUGGGUGGGCCCUCUUUUCUCACUUCCAGGUUUUGGACACAAGCUGGUGAGAAGCCCACACCCAGCUUCCUUCUGACCUUCAGUUCACCUUGCCUCCCUUAGAAAAGGUUGUUUUUUCUUUAACUAAAAAUAAUUGAAAUGCUUA